AUGCCUCCCACGUUGGAAAGCUUUAUUUGCUCAAUUAUAUAUGGUGUAGGGGUGAGGAAAGAAGCUAAGCCCCUUUGGCAAGUUGCAAUUUUUGCCGGAUCAUGGUAUAUUUGGUUAUUGAGGAAGCGGCGAAUUUUCCAUGAUCCUGCUAAUUCCUUCGAGGACAUAUGGGAUGGGACCAUUCUCAUGGCAAUUUUGUGGGCAAAAGCGCAUGGACAUUUCCUAUAUAGUUGUAGCAGGAUAUCUUCUGGUUCAUCUCCGCACAUAAAGAGUGCAGCAGUGUCAGCACUAUCUGUACUGGUUUAUAAGGAUUCUGAGAUCUGCCUCUCAAUGCCUGAGCUUGUUCCAUCGCUCUUAUCUUUGCUUCACUGCAAAGCGAAUGAAGUUAUAAAAGCUGUUCUGGGCUUUGUGAAAGUACUAGUGUCUUCCUUGCAAGCUAAAGACCUGCAGAAUCUUCUUUCUGAAGUAGCCAAUGAAAUUCUCCGAUGGUCAUCUGUAUCAAGACAUCAUUUCAGAUCCAAGGUGACAGUCAUACUGGAGAUUAUCAUAAGGAAAUGCAGUUCUUCCGCAGUUGAAUCAGUUACUCCUCAUAAAUAUAAGGGUUUUGUCAAAACUGUUAUAGAGAACCGUCAUGCCAAAACAUGUUCUAAAGAAAGCUCUGGUGAUACAGAAACUGUGGCAGUGGAUUCUUCCACCAAAGGGCUGCAAAAGAGGAAAAGGAAAGCAUUGGAUAAUCUACCAGGGGUAAAGGGUUCCACAGAGCAUAGAAAAGGAAAGAGGGAGAAGACGGACACUUUCAGACUUACUGACCUGACAGAGCCUGGUAUAUCUAGUAGUGGCAGAUUUAGACCGUCAAAAAAAGGUAAAGAUUUAAACCGCAAAAACUCAGUGAAUUUGGGACCAGGAGGAAGGGGGAGAAAAGGGAGAAAGGACUUUGGCAAAGGCCCAAAAGUUGGGCAGAAGAGAAAGAUGGAGAAGAGUCCCGUGACAAAAGAUGGAUGGGCAGGUGAUGUAUCUUCUUCUGGUUCUAAGUUACGGAAGCAGAAGAAGGUUGGAAAGACAUGAUAAGCUGGUUUGAGGGUGCACAAUCUAGCCAUAAUACCCACACCCUGCAGCAUGAGGAGCUUCACCAGGCCUAUCCCUUCGAAUUACUACAACAGAGGGAUCCAUUAUUCCUGAGGAACAAUGUAUUCAAAAUGCAACUCAUGGACUGGCAUUUUAUAGGAAAUAGGGAGAAAGUAAAAAAAAAAAAAAAGAUAUGGAUUGUGACCGGAUCAAAGCCAAAAGGCAACAAUGUACUCGGAGUUUAUUUGUGAUGAGCUUCGAGGAAGUCCUCAUUUAGGCAAUGGGAUGAUUUUGAGAUUUUGACCUGUAUCAUUGUUGUCCAGUUUAGCCCUGGAGUUGAUAAGUUAUGUCCUCAAAGUUCUUGCUAUUAUAUAUAUUGUACAUGGUAUAGUUUCUUGCGAGGUUAA
Carica papaya (papaya) is the source of this 1472-nucleotide messenger RNA. NCBI's taxonomy places the organism in Eukaryota, Viridiplantae, Streptophyta, Magnoliopsida, Brassicales, Caricaceae. The record is from RefSeq and is a predicted model, not a curated record.